AUGAUCUCUGUUAUCGGAAUAGAUAAUGAGCAAGAUUUAUUCGAAAAAGCAAUCAUACGAGCGUAUGCGCAAAGAUCAGCAUUGUUUGAGCCAAAAGCAAUACAACCACCCGAUCCGACAGUUGUCGAUGAUACACUUCAAGAAGGAUCUCAAAUGCAAGAUGGCGAACUUACUAACGAACUUUCUGAUAUGACCAAUGCAGAUGAUAAUGCUCAAAUUCAUGCAAGAUCGCUUUCCACGAAGAUAGCACAAAUCUCCAAUCGUGAACAACCAUGUUUAUACCAAUGGAGUGAAUGGGGUCAAUGCUCGGAAACAUGCUUAUCCUCUUCACGCCUACCCUCUCGAUCACGUCAUGUCCUUAAAAAAACCAUUAUCCAAGCUCGUGGCCAUUUUCCAAGCUGUCCCAGUAAUUUGGCAACAAUGACCGAACAUAUGCCAUGCAACGUUUACCGAUGUCCAGUAGCUCUGAGCUCAUUUACUAAUUGGACCCAAUGUUUCUACAAAGAUCCUAAUAUUGGUGAAGCAGGAGGUUGUUACCGAAUGCGUGAUCUUCCUAUUACCAAUCAGCUCAUCCAUAUUGAUACUGAUAACAUUGUUAUUGACUGUAAUUGUCCCGAUCAUAUUGUUUAA
Molecule: messenger RNA, 630 nt
Organism: Cercopithifilaria johnstoni
Lineage: Eukaryota; Metazoa; Nematoda; Chromadorea; Rhabditida; Onchocercidae
Source: the annotation of a GenBank genome assembly